Messenger RNA from Cicer arietinum (chickpea), 683 nucleotides. RefSeq lists its product as uncharacterized. The record is from RefSeq and is a predicted model, not a curated record. Lineage: Eukaryota; Viridiplantae; Streptophyta; Magnoliopsida; Fabales; Fabaceae.
UUUUGUUGAGCCCGUCUCACUCCUUUUCUCCCUUUCUCUCUCACCCGCAAGAGGGAUCAAAUCAAACAAACUCUACGAUGCUGACUCCAACCAUGCUCCGCCAGCGCCUCCUCUCAUCUCUCCGUAUCCGCGGCGGCUCAAGCUCCGGCGCAAGCCGAUGGACAAGCCCAGGCCACGAAGAAAGACCCAAGGGCUACCCCUUCAACAGAACACCCCUCGCUCCAGGUGAGUCACGUAAAUGGGAAGAUUGGGAACUUCCUUGCUACAUCACAAGCUUCCUCACUAUCGUCAUCCUUGGUGUUGGGCUUAAUGCUAAGCCCGAUUUAACCAUCGAAACUUGGGCCCAUGAAAAGGCCCUCGAACGUCUCAAGAUCGAAGCUGCUGCAAACGCUAAUAACGAAUCCUCUGAAUAGUGAUGAAUUAUUAUUCGGAUCGGAAACGGUUAGGUUAAAGACGAAAAAUUAAUAAGGUGGAAUUUUAAUUUCUUUAAUUUUUGCACAUGCUUGUUAAGAUGAGAUUGUUGACUCGCUUGUUGUUAUUAUUAUCUUUUUUGUUUGAAUGUGGAUAAGGCAUUCCAGUGUUAUGUUCUUGUUUCAAUGCUUUUGUUACUUUUAUAUGGCUUUAGAUUAGUUAUUAUGCGUGUUUGGAGGAAUAAUUGAAAAUAAAGCUAGAAUUUAUCUUUA